Magnolia sinica is the source of this 1524-nucleotide messenger RNA. RefSeq names its product cytochrome P450 76A1. Gene Ontology annotation, molecular function: iron ion binding; monooxygenase activity; oxidoreductase activity, acting on paired donors, with incorporation or reduction of molecular oxygen. Lineage: Eukaryota; Viridiplantae; Streptophyta; Magnoliopsida; Magnoliales; Magnoliaceae. The coding region runs from base 1 to 1524 and encodes 507 amino acids. The record is from RefSeq and is a predicted model, not a curated record. The transcript is spliced from 2 exons.
AUGGAGUUUGAGUUGUUGAUCUUGCAAUGUGUACUGAUACUGUGCAUGUGGGCCAUGAUCAUGCAGCGGCAAAAUCGACGGAGGGAAGUGCUUGGGCAGCUUCCGCCAGGCCCGAGAGGGUGGCCCGUGGUGGGGAACAUCUUCCAGUUGGGCUGGGCUCCUCACCGUUCGUUCGCUCGCAUGGCUCGUGAACAUGGCCCGAUCAUGACCAUUCGGCUUGGGUUGAUGAGGACGGUUGUGAUUUCAUCAGACGAGGCGGCACGUGACAUGUUCAAGAACCAUGAUACAGUGCUGGCUGGCCGGAAAGUCUAUGAAGUCAUGAAGGGUAGCUCUGGCAAUGAAGGUUCGUUGAUCACAGCCCAAUAUGGACCACAUUGGCGAAUGCUGAGGCGACUCUGUACAUCGGAGUUCUUCACCAUAAGCCGUCUUGAUGCCAUGCGUGACGUGCGUGCGAGGUGUGUGAACCGCAUGGUGCAGUACGUAGAAGAGGCCAGUACACAUAAGGAAAAUGUGGUCGAUGUGGGACGGUUUUUCUUCUUGAUGUCUUUCAAUCUCAUUGGGAAUCUCAUGUUCUCGAGGGAUCUCUUGCAUCCAAACUCAAAGAUGGGGGCAGAGUUCUUUCACCAUGCAGGUAGGAUUAUGGAGCUAGCCGGGAAGCCGAAUGUAGCUGAUUUCUUGCCAUUGCUUAGGUGGGUAGAUCCUCAAGGAAUAAGGAGGAAGAUGGAUUUCCAUGUCGGAAGGGUAUUCGAUAUGGCGGGUAGGAUCAUCAAAGCACGGCUAGAGGCUGAGGGGGGAAAGGACUUUUUGGAUGCGUUGUUGGAAUUCGAAGGCGAUGGAGACGAGGAGCCCACAAAAUUGUCGCCGAGGACUAUCAAUGUCAUCGUCCUGGAGAUGUUCAUCGCGGGUACUGACACUACAACCAGCACCUUGGAGUGGGCCAUGGCAGAGCUUCUUCAAAACCCGAAGGUCAUGAUCAAGGUCCAAGCCGAGCUACGUCAAGUCGUGGGUCCAAACCGAAAGCUAGAAGAGCAGCACAUGGCUGAGCUCCCGUACUUAAAGGCAGUGAUUAAGGAGACUCUAAGGCUCCACCCUCCUCUACCUUUCCUAGUCCCCCACAGGGCCAUGAACUCAUGCAAAAUGCAAGGCUACUAUAUACCGGAAGACACUCAAGUGCUUGUUAACGUAUGGGCCAUAGGAAGGGACCCCAAGACAUGGGUCGAACCCACGGAAUUCAGGCCAGAGAGGUUCAUGGAAUUGAGCCAUGUGGACUACAGGGGGCGCCAUUUCGACUUCAUACCAUUUGGGUCCGGUCGACGCGUGUGCCCGGCAGUCCCACUCGCCUCGCGCCUGCUCCCUCUGGCUCUGGGGUCUCUCUUCCACUCCUUCAACUGGACCCUGGCCGACGAUCUUAAGCCCGAAGACAUAGACAUGAGCGAACGGAUGGGGAUUACGCUAAAGAAAGCUGUGCCAUUGAGAGCCAUAGCCACACCCUACAAGGGAUGGGCGACCGACGGCUCAGAUUAG